Panthera uncia (snow leopard) is the source of this 5220-nucleotide messenger RNA. RefSeq names its product coronin 7 (gene CORO7). NCBI's taxonomy places the organism in Eukaryota, Metazoa, Chordata, Mammalia, Carnivora, Felidae. The record is from RefSeq and is a predicted model, not a curated record. Bases 134 to 2905 code for a protein of 923 amino acids. The transcript has 28 exons. Gene Ontology annotation, molecular function: protein binding.
GUUCCAGGGCGUGGCCGCGAGAGGGGUGGCCGCGGGCGGGGCCGGAGGCGGCGGGAGUCACGGCUGGCUGUCCGUGCACCUGAGAGCCGACGCCCGGGUCUUCGAAGCUGCGCCCGCCGCCUUCCCCGUCGCCAUGAGCCGCUUCAAGGUGUCCAAGUUCCGGCACAUGGAGGCCCGGCCGUCCCGACGCGAGGCCUGGAUCGGUGACAUUCGAGCAGGAACCACACCCUCGUGUGGGAACCAUAUCAAAUCCAGCUGCCACUUGAUUGCGUUUAACUCUGACCGUCCAGGUGUGCUGGGUAUUGUGCCUCUGGAUGGCCAAGGAGAGGACAAGAGACAGGUGACCCACCUGGGCUGCCAUUCAGACCUGGUCACGGACUUGGAUUUCUCUCCCUUUGAUGAUUUUCUUCUGGCCACGGGUUCAGCUGACAGGACGGUGAAGCUGUGGCGACUACCGGCCCCUGGCCAGGCGCUGCCCUCGGUGCCGGGGCUGGUGCUGGGCCCUGAGGGCGUCCAGGUGGAGGUACUGCAGUUCCACCCCACCGUGGAUGGUGUCCUGGUGAGUGCGGCGGGCACCGCCGUGAAGGUCUGGGAUGUAACCAAGCAGCAGGCCCUCACAGAGCUGGCGGCCCAUGGGGACCUGGUGCAGGGUGCUGUCUGGAGCCGGGAUGGAGCCCUGGUGGGCACGACGUGCAAGGACAAGCAGCUGAGGAUCUUCGACCCCAGAGCGAAGCCCGGGGCCUCCCAGAGCACAGAGGCCCACAAGAACAGCAAGGAUGGCUGGCUGGUGUGGACGGGCACCCAGGAGCACCUUGUGUCCAGUGGAUUCAACCAGAUGCGUGAGCGUGAAGUGAAGCUCUGGGACACUCGGCACUUCUCCAGCGCCCUCACCUCCAUCACCCUGGACACCUCACCCGGGUCUCUGAUGCCUCUCCUGGACCCAGACACCGGGCUCCUGGUCUUGGCAGGAAAGGGUGAUAGUCAGUUGUAUUGCUACGAGGUGACCCCGCAGCAGCCAGCGCUGAGCCCAGUGACGCAGUGCCUCCUUGAGAGUGUGCUGAGGGGCGCGGCUCUUGUGCCCCGGCGGGCACUGGCUGUCAUGGGCUGUGAGGUGCUCCGUGUCCUGCAGCUGAGCGACACGGCCAUCGUGCCUGUCAGCUACCACGUGCCUCGCAAGGCUGUGGAGUUCCAUGAGGACCUGUUCCCGGACACCGCAGGCUGCAUCCCUGCCUCCGAUCCCCAUGCCUGGUGGGUGGGGAGCAACCAGCAGGUGCAGAAGGUUAGCCUCCACCCAGCUCGGCGGCCCCACCUCAGCUUCACUUCCUGCCUGGUGCCCCCUGCGGAGCCCUCCCCGGACCAGGCCCAGCCUGCAGACACUCCUGCAGGUGAUGCGGAUCCCAGCGAGGGCUUCUCUUCCCCUCUCAGCUCGCUGACCUCCCCCUCCACACCCUCCAGCCUGGGGCCCUCGCUCUCUAGCACCAGUGGUAUCGGCACCAGCCCCAGCCAGAGAUCCCUACAGAGCCUGCUGGGCCCCAGUUCCAAGUUCCGCCAUGCUCAGGGCACCGUCCUGCACCGAGACAGCCACAUCACCAACCUCAAGGGGCUCAACCUCACCACGCCUGGCGAGAGCGAUGGAUUCUGUGCCAACCGGCUUCGUGUGGCUGUGCCCUUGCUCAGCAGUGGCGGGCAGGUGGCUGUGCUCGAGCUGCGGAAGCCUGGCCGCCUGCCCGACACAGCACUGCCCACAAUGCAGAAUGGCGCAGCUGUGACUGAUCUGGCCUGGGACCCCUUUGACCCCUACCGCCUCGCUGUGGGUGGGGAGGAUGCCAGGAUCCGACUGUGGCGGGUGCCCCCAGAGGGCCUGGAGGAGGUGCUCACGACACCUGAGGCCGUGCUCACAGGCCACACAGAGAAGAUCUACUCUCUGCGCUUCCACCCGCUGGCAGCCGACGUGCUGGCCUCCUCUUCCUAUGAUCUGACCAUUCGGAUCUGGGACCUUAAGGCCAGAGCUGAGCGGCUGAGGCUGCAGGGCCAUCGGGACCAGAUCUUCAGCCUGGCCUGGAGUCCCAACGGACAGUAUCUGGCCACUGUCUGCAAGGAUGGGCACCUGCGGGUCUAUGAGCCCCGGCGUGGCCCUGAGCCCCUGCAGGAAGGCCCAGGGCCUGAGGGGGCCCGUGGAGCCCGCGUCGUCUGGGUGUGUGAUGGUCACUGUCUGCUGGUGUCCGGCUUUGACAGCCGAAGUGAGCGCCAGCUACUCCUGUACCCCGCCAAGGCUGUGGCCGGUGGCCCUUUGGCAGUGCUGGGGCUGGAUGUGGCUCCCUCAACCCUGCUUCCCAGCUAUGACCCGGACACCAGCCUGGUGCUACUCACGGGCAAGGGCGACACCCGUGUGUUCCUAUACGAGCUGCUCCCAGAGGCUCCUUUCUUCCUGGAGUGCAAUAGCUUCACGUCGCCUGACCCCCACAAGGGUUUCGUCCUCUUGCCCAAGACAGAGUGUGACGUCCAGGAAGUAGAGUUUGCCCGAUGCCUGCGGCUUCGCCAGACCUCCCUGGAGCCCGUUGCCUUCCGUCUACCCCGAGUCAGGAAAGAGUUCUUCCAGGAUGAUGUGUUCCCAGACACGGCCAUGAGCUGGGAGCCCGUGCUCAGUGCGAAGGCCUGGCUGGGAGGUGCUAAUGGGCAGCCCCGGCUGAUCAGCCUACAGCCCCCGGGCAUGACCCCAGUGAGCCAGGCACCCCGUGAAGCCCCUGCCCGUCGGGCCCCGUCCUCAGCACUGUACCUGGAAGAGAAGUCAGAUGAGCAAAAGAAGGAAGAGCUGCUCAGUGCCAUGGUGGCAAAGCUGGGGAACCGCGAGGACCCGCUCCCUCAGGACUCCUUUGAAGGUGUGGACGAGGACGAGUGGGACUAGACUGCCCACCAGCCACCUCUGGCCUCACCUGCUGCCGCCACCUCCCAGAACCACCUGACGUGCCCGCUGCGCACCUCCGGUCUCCCCCUCAAACUGGAAGAUGCCUCGUGGCCCUGGCACACCUCCUCCCCAAAGCCCUGACUUCUUUUGGGCCUUGGGCACUUCCAAGGCCUCUAGGUCCCGCUGCAACUCCCAUGGAUUGUCUGCACCUCUGCUUUCCCUGGGACUGGCUGCUUCUCGUCAGCUGCCUGCUAGCAUGUGGAGCCAGGGGCACGGGAGCGCGGUGGGCUGGGAGUGCUGAGGGGUUAGUAGACGUCCCUGGGCUGGUCCCAGCCUGGGCUGGCUUUGCCCAGCACCUUCACUUAGCACGGGCCACAUCCCAUCUUGCUUGCUGCCCCACUUCCAGGUAAGAGCCUUGGGGGCUGGCCCCCUGCCAGGCCAUUUGGCACAGCACCAGCCUCACGGGCCAGGGACCAGUUGCCCUCCUCCCCAGGUUUGAAACCAGGAGAAGGGGGACAUCACGGAGCUGAUGGCCCAGUUAAGGGCGGGGUGUGAGCCCCUCAGGGACUGGCCUGAAUAUACCCUGGAUGUUUUCAGCAAUUAAACUUUUCUGAGCUGGCCACCUCUUGUGCUGCUGUGGUCUCUUGCUGACUGCGAGAGUUCGGGGACAGGAGUAUGGGUGAAGGCGGUUUGGCCCUGGGUUCCCCCUUGUUCCAGGCCUCACUUCGCUCCUCAGGCCUUUUCAGCUGCUAUGAGUUGGUUCAUUCAUCCAACACAUAGAUACCCAACAGUGGUCUGGAUGGUAGAUACGGUAAGGGACAGGAGAGACCAGGCCUCUCAAGGCACUUGUCAUUGUCCUCCUGUGCAGGGGAGCCAGACUGUGUGCAAGUAAGCAAACUGUGAAGAGAGACAUAAAGAAGACAAAUUAGGGGCACCUGGCUGGUGUAGUUGGUAGAGUGUGCGACUCUUAACCUCGGGGUUGCGUGUUUGAGCCCCAUGUUGCGCAUAGAGAUGACUUAACCACAAAUAUAUACAUAAGGAAGACAAAUUAUGUGAAACAGAGCAGCGGAGGUACAGAUGAAGCAGGGUGUUCAGUCUGAGAGGUGACCUUUAUGCUGAGAGCUGAGACCUGAAGGUCAGUGAGCCACAGAGCCAUGAGAAUGUUUCAGACGAAAGUCAGGUGGCCACAGCACUGAGGGAAGAAAGAAUUUGAAGAGUUGGAGGAAAGGAAAGGGCAGUGGUCCGGGACAUAGCACAAGGCAGUCUGACUUAACGUUCAUUGAACACCCAUGUGUUGGAUACCUUCCAUGUGCCAGCCACCCUUUCUGGGUGCUGAAGUUCAAGAGUGGGGAAAAGAGAAAAGUCCUGCCCACCAGGGAUCCACAUUCUAGCUGCGGGAACAAGUUAUAAACAAUAAACAUAAAGUACAUGAAUUAUGCCUGGGUGGCUCAAUCGGUUAACCGGCUGACUUCAGCUCAGGUUGUGAUCUCACAGUUGCUGAGUUCAAGCCUCAAGGCCAGCUCUGUGCUGCCAGCUCAGAGCCUGAAGCCUGCUUGGGAUUCUGUGUCUCCCUCUCUGCCCCUCUCCCACUCCUGUUCUGUCUCUCUCUCUCUCUCUCAAAAAUUAAAAAAAAAAAAAAAUGUUUUUUCUAAAGAUGAUUAAGAACUUCCGGGAAAAAAAAAUAGAGGGGACCAAGAAUGGUAGUUUAAGUCAGACACAAAAAGCCACAUAUAGUUGGAUUCUCUUUCCAGGAGAUGUUCAGAACAGACAAAUCCAUAGGGACGGAACAAAGAUUAGUGGUGGCCAGGCGCAGGGGGAUGGCGCAGGGGCAUUGGUUGCUAAUGCGCAGAGACUUUUUUUGAGGGGUUGAUGAAAAUGUUGUGGUGUCCUUGUGGUGAUGGUUGCAUAACUCUGUGACUAUGCUAAAAAGCACUGAAUUGUGCACUUUAAAAUGGUGAAUUGGAUGGUGUGUGGAUUUUAUUUCAAUAAAGCUGUUACUAUAAAACAAUGCAGGACAAGGUUCAGCGUUGGUAGGGGAUUGGGGUGGGCCUUGUUGAGAAGAUGACACUUGAGCAAGAACUUGAAGGAGGGGGCAGUGAGAGGUCCUUCCCAGAGUAGAGGGACCCUAGCAUGAAACUUAUUUUGAAGUUUCCUGUUUUCUUAUAUAUUUGUGAGACUUUGGCAUCCUACUCCUUAUGUUCGUGGGGUGUCGUAUGUUUACUGCAUAUCUUUUAGUACCAAAUAUUUUGGCAAAAUCAAGGGAAGAAAUCGCUCCGCAUUUGACAGAUGUAUUUAUUCUGUGACAUCUGGCACGG